Messenger RNA from Penicillium daleae, 1788 nucleotides. RefSeq names its product SDR family oxidoreductase/polysaccharide deacetylase family protein. Gene Ontology annotation, biological process: carbohydrate metabolic process. Gene Ontology annotation, molecular function: hydrolase activity, acting on carbon-nitrogen (but not peptide) bonds. The coding region runs from base 1 to 1788 and encodes 595 amino acids. The transcript has 3 exons. The record is from RefSeq and is a predicted model, not a curated record. Lineage: Eukaryota; Fungi; Ascomycota; Eurotiomycetes; Eurotiales; Aspergillaceae.
AUGAGUUUCCUCGGAAUCGAAGGAUACCAUGUCUUCAUUACCGGAGCAGCCGGUGGCAUCGGCCAGGAAGCAGUCAAAGAAUUCCUUGGCCAAGGGUGCAAGGUUACAGGGCACGACCUCCGUCAGGUCCCUGCACCGACUACUGCAAACAGCUCCAACUUCUUUGCUGUGACUGGAGAUAUCUCAUCUGAGGAGUCAGUUGCAUCCGGUAUCAAAUCUGCCGUGGAGCAUUUCGGACCCAUCAAUAUUUUGAUUGCCAAUGCUGGAAUCACCGACGAGUCUUCUGAAUAUAACAUUUGGGAGAUUCCCUUGGAUAUCUGGGAAAAGACCUAUAACAUCAAUAUUCGGGGUACAUUCCUCACCAUUAAACACUUCUUGCAAAGUGCUAAGGAGGCCCAGAGCGCGGCGGGCAACGCGGAGCUCGAGAAUCUGGCAAUCGUCGUCACUGGGUCCGAGACUGGCAAGUUUGGCCAAGCGGGACAUACCGAGUAUGCCUCUGGCAAGGCGGGCCUGCAGUACGGGCUUGUUCGCGGGGUUAAGAAUGAGAUCGUCAAGAUCAACUCGAAAGCACGCAUUAAUGCCGUCGCACCUGGAUGGGUUGAUACCCCUCUGAUCGCCGGGAGACUGGAUGACCCUAAGGAGAUGUGGAAUGAGGCUCAGGCUACGGUCCCACUCAAGAAGAUCGCACAGCCCCAAGAUGUCGCACGUACUAUGGCGUUCCUGGCCAGUCAUCGAGCGGCUGGGCACAUCACUGGACAAUGCCUUUCUGUCGAUGGAGGCAUGGAGGGGCGUGUGAUUUGGAGGGCAGAUGAAGUGCUGGGUAAAGAGAACACUCCUAUCCAAGCAAAUGCCAUGACAGCGAACAUCACUCAACCUGUCAUGACCAAAAAGAGACGCAUUCAAAUUCUUCUCUCUGUUGACUUUGAUGCUGUCUCAGGCUUCCUUGGAACUGGAGCAUCUGAAAACAACAGCCUGUCCGAUUAUAGCAGUGGAUAUUUUGCAGCUCAGGUGGGAGUACCGCGCUUGCUACGACUUUUUAAGAAGCAUGGAAUUUCUUCGUCGGUCUCUUGGUUUGUGCCAGGUCAUUCGAUGGAGUCGUUCCCCAACGAGACCAAAAUGAUUGUUGAUUCUGGCGCUGAGGUCGGAUGCCAUGGUUACGCACACGAGGGUGCUGCUCAAAUGACAGAGGCGCAGGAAAGAGAGGUUAUCACCAAGUGUGUUCAGCUUGCAACUGAGUUGACUGGGCAGAAGCCGCGCGGCUGGAGAGCACCGCUCUAUCUGCUGAGAGAGCAUACGGUGAAGGUCUUGGAAGAGUUUGGGUUCUUGUACGAUACCUCCCUCACACAUCACGAUUCGGCAUUGUACUUCCUCCCUGAGCUUCCGCCUAUCAAGCCGAUUGACUUUUCUCCUUCUCAAUCGGCCACCACAUGGAUGAAGCCCCUUGCGACGGCCGGCCCCAGAACAGACAAGACCCUCGUGGAGAUCCCUUGCAACUGGUACUUGGAGGACAUGACGCCGAUGCAAUUUAUCCCUUCGUGCAAUAACUCUCACGGAUUCGUCAGCCCAACUGCGAUUGAAGAGAACUGGAAGUCUCGAUUCGAGUUCCUCUAUAACGAGACCGAGGACUUUGUCUUCCCUCUGGUCUUGCACCCUGAUACGAGUGGUAUGGCUCAUGUUAUUGGGAUGAUUGACCGAGUGAUCACAUGGUUGAAGCAGAAGGGGGAUGAAGUGGAGUUUGUUACUUAUGAGAACUGUGCGAGGGAGUGGAAGGCUAAGCAGGAUAAAUAG